AUGGCUUCUCUCACGAGCGGGGCAUUCCCCCCACCACUGGAAGAGACUGAGAAGAAUGCUCUCGUCGACGUCGUCAAGGAUUGGGCCAUUGCCAAUGGCCUCGCUGUGCGGUCGCCCCCUGCGGUUGUCCCAGCUGAGACAGAUCCAGCGGGCAUCACGGCCGUCAACGUCCCCGUCACUCUCUUCCCCAGUCCGUUCCCGAAGAAGUGCUUCGAGCAGGGCCAGGCCGUGCAGCAGACUUACAAUGAGCUGUAUGCGGCCGUGAGUCGUGACGAGGCAUUUCUGGAGCAAACAGUCAAGGAGGUCAUAGACGGUGAUGACUUCAUCCGCAACCUGUGGGAUGUUCAUCUCAAGGUCAAGGCUGAGGGCUACACUCAGCCUCUGUCCUUAGGUUUGUUUAGAUCAGACUACAUGGUUCACCAAGAUAGCUCGACGUCCCCCCCGUCCGUCCAAGCGAAGCAAGUUGAAUUCAACACCAUUGCCGCAUCGUUUGGUGGUCUCUCAGCUUACACCUCCAAACUACACAAAUUCCUUGCUGAUACCGAGUACCCCCUACUCCAAAACGCCUUGGCACCCAACUCACUCAACCUUCCCGACAACCAAAGCAUCCAGGGCCUGGCCGGCGGCAUCCAAGCCGCCUUUCACGCAUACCCCAAAUCAGAACUAGGUCACGCCAAGUGCGUCAUCUUCCUGGUCCAGGGAGGCGAACGCAACAUCUUCGACCAACGCCAUCUGGAAUACCAAGUCACUCAGUCGUCACCGACGAUACCAGUCUUCAGACUUGCCAUUGACGACAUCCUUAAGCACACCACCCUCGCCGACACCCCGAAGCGCCAGCUCCUGUACCAUCUCCCCCGUGAUUCCUCCAAGGUCUUCGAAGUAGCCGUCAUCUACAUGCGAUCUGGUUACCACACCAACGAUUACCCUGAUCAAACGGCCUGGGACGCCAGAUACCACUUGGAGCGAUCCGGCGCGAUCAAGUGCCCCAGCAUCCUCACACAGCUUGCCGGUACGAAAAAGGUCCAGCAAGUGCUCGCCACUCCCCGGCCAUCAUCUACGCCGUCCGUCCUCAGCAAAUUCAUCGACGACAGCACCCCCGCCGCAGCCGAGCUCUGGAAAACGUUUACCAACAUUUACCCCAUGGACACAUCCGAGGCCGGUCUGGAAGCACGCAGGAAGGCCCAGGAUCCCGAGCUUUGCAAGGCAUACGUUCUCAAGCCCCAGCGAGAGGGCGGCGGCAACAACAUCUACCGCAGCGCCAUCCCAGAGUUUCUCAAGACGCUGCCAGAGCCCCACUGGAGCGCAUAUAUCCUCAUGGAACUCAUUGUACCGCCUCCGGUUUCAAACAUCAUCCUUCGCAACGGCCAUCUGGAGGAGGGUGGCAUCAUAUGCGAGCUGGGCAUAUACGGUACUUGUCUAUGGGACCAGGGCACCGGCGAGAUACUCCACAACAAGGGCGCAGGAUACCUGCUCCGUUCAAAGGGAGACCAGAGUGAAGAGGGCGGCGUUGCGGCAGGGUACGGCUGCAUGGAUAGCGUGAGCUUGGUAUAG
This is a messenger RNA of Trichoderma aggressivum f. europaeum, 1551 nucleotides long. RefSeq lists its product as uncharacterized. The coding region runs from base 1 to 1551 and encodes 516 amino acids. Lineage: Eukaryota; Fungi; Ascomycota; Sordariomycetes; Hypocreales; Hypocreaceae. The transcript has 4 exons. The record is from RefSeq and is a predicted model, not a curated record. Gene Ontology annotation, cellular component: cytosol. Gene Ontology annotation, molecular function: ATP binding; glutathione binding; glutathione synthase activity. Gene Ontology annotation, biological process: glutathione biosynthetic process.